Tremella mesenterica DSM 1558 is the source of this 1020-nucleotide messenger RNA. RefSeq lists its product as uncharacterized. Lineage: Eukaryota; Fungi; Basidiomycota; Tremellomycetes; Tremellales; Tremellaceae. Gene Ontology annotation, biological process: proteasome-mediated ubiquitin-dependent protein catabolic process; ubiquitin recycling. The coding region runs from base 1 to 1020 and encodes 339 amino acids. Gene Ontology annotation, molecular function: ubiquitin binding. The record is from RefSeq and is a predicted model, not a curated record. The transcript has 9 exons. Gene Ontology annotation, cellular component: nucleus; cytoplasm.
AUGGACGGCUAUCAACUUCGAGCGGAGAUUGACCCACCUCAUCAGAGCGAUGUCAAAGCCGUUCUCUCCAUCAACCCCACCACCUUGGUCACCGCCUCGAGAGAUCAGACCGUUGGAGUAUGGUCAAUUCAACCUGACGGGCAAGUCCGACUUGCUUCUAUUCUUCGCGGUCAUGACGCCUACGUCAACUCUUUAGCCCAUAUACCUCCGAAUGCCAAUCACGAGGAAGAUCUCAUCGCAUCCGGUGGAAACUCUUCUCUCAUCCUUCUGCAUUCCCUCAAGACUUUAGAUCCUGAACCUGUCGAACAUCUAGCGGGACAUGGUCUAAAUGUCUGUGCACUUGCUUACAGCUCUAAAUUGGAAAAACUCAUCAGUGGUAGUUGGGAUACCACUGCUCGUGUAUGGUCUCGUUCUUCUGGAAGAUGGGACACGGAAGUCGUUCUGACAGGACACGAAGCUGCCGUAUGGGGAGUCGCGAUUCUUGAUGAGGGUUCGAGAACGGGAUGUUAUCUUACUGCCGAUCUUAUGAUCAAUCUCUGGAACGACAAAGGAGAAAUUUUAUCUCGUUUCAAAGGUUCUCCUGAGCCCGUUCGAAGUAUCGCCAUAUGUCCUGGUGGAGAGACUUUCAUCAGCUCAUGUAACGACGGACUCAUACGCUCGUGGGAUUUGACCGGAAGUAUCACCAGUGUAUACAAGGGACAUGAGUGUUACGUGUAUCAAGUUCUUUACGCAGGGAAAGAAGUAGUUUCUUGUGGAGAGGACCAUACUGCCAGGGUGUGGGAAGAAGGAGUCCUCAAAGCUACAAUCUCUCAUCCUUGUCAAACUGUUUGGUCUGUAGGGGUGUUACCUGAUGGAGAUGUGGUGACGGGGGGUUCGGACGGUAGAAUCAGGAUUUGGACCAAAGAGGAGUCACGAUUCGCUCCAGAAGAUAUCAGAGAGGCGUAUAGGGCACAACUUCAAGAACCCGUCAAUACCCAAAUCCCAGCAGCUGACUAUCGACAUCGACAUCAGCGACGAUAG